AUGACGCUGCUGACGGUGUCGGUGGUGCUGCCGCUGUGCACCCUGCGCCAGAUCCGCCAGCUGGAGGCUGCUGCCACCGGUGCCCUGUCGUGCCUGGCCGUCAUGGCAGCCGUCGUGGUGACCAACGCAGUGCGGGCUGGGUUCCCUGCCAUCAAGUCUGGCGAGCUGCCGCUCUUCGAGAUGCGCUGGACACCCGAGACUCCCGAAGCCGUGUCAGUCUUCUCCUACGCGUUUUAUGUACACCCCAUGCUUCUGCCUUUGCUGCAAGAGCUGCCCCGCGGCCGCCCGGGAGUCGACCUCCUGUCCCGAGCGGUGGCGGUGGCAACCGUGGGUGUGGCGUAUUGCGUAUAUGCUGUGAUUGGCAUCUGUGCUGCGGGAACCUAUGGGCUGGAUACCCCCGGUGACCUCAUGGCAGUAAGCCUGCUGAAAGGCUGGCCAAACGGCGCCCUGGAGUGCAUGGUGGCUCUCUACCUCUCAGUCAGCAUCCCGGCGCUGGCCAUCACCCUCCGCUACACGCUCGCCAGCUUGCUGGCGGGCAGCACAGAGUCGGGCGAGGUGGUGCCCACCACCCGGCGCCAGGACGUGAUGCUGGCCGCACUGACCCUGGUGCCCUCGCUGUCCGUGGCCCUGGCUUUCCCAGGUUCAGGGGCUGAGAAGAUUUUCAGCCUGACGGGCGCCACCGCCGGCUGCCUGCUCUGCUACAUCAUCCCUGUCGUCUGCCACCUGCGGCUGUACUUCUUUGGCAUGCGCCGCCGCAAGAAGCAGGUGAUCCCCAAGGUCCGUGUGCCGCUGCUGGAGGACCUCGACUCUGGCCACGUGCCCUGGAGCGACCCGCUCAUUGACGACUGGCUCGUUGGGAAGAGGCGUGUGGGGGCGCCGACAGGACACAGGGCGCAUUUUACCAUGGAGCCCUCCCCCUUCAUGGAUGCGCCGAUUCGCCAGCCAGACCCAGAAGCCAACGACCCCGAGCAGCAGAGCAGGAGCGCACCUGCCCACUCCAUGGUGCCCACGGCACAGCCAGGCACGACCGCAACCGCAGGCGGCGCCGUGCCCGCUGCUGCUAGGGACGAGGAUGUUGAGCGCGUCUCAGUGCAGCCCACAGAGACAGAUACGCACUUCCAGCCUCCCAUGAUGGAGAGGAGGCGCUCGGCCCCCCUGGAUACGCUGAUCAGCAACGGAAGCAUGGACAUGCGCCGCUACGCAACCUUCCUGGAUGGCGCCGGCCUCAGCCUCUGGGAGCAGGUUGGGCUCUUUGUGGACAAUGUGGCGCUGCCCAUCGCGGUGCUGCUGCUGGGGGUGGUGCUUAGCGUACUGGCGGUUGUGCAGGAGGUGGCUGGCUAG
This is a messenger RNA of Chlorella variabilis, 1341 nucleotides long. RefSeq lists its product as hypothetical. Gene Ontology annotation, molecular function: amino acid transmembrane transporter activity. The coding region runs from base 1 to 1341 and encodes 446 amino acids. The transcript is spliced from 12 exons. Lineage: Eukaryota; Viridiplantae; Chlorophyta; Trebouxiophyceae; Chlorellales; Chlorellaceae. The record is from RefSeq and is a predicted model, not a curated record. Gene Ontology annotation, biological process: amino acid transmembrane transport.